AUGGCCACCAACGCACCUUACUUAAAAAUUAUCGAACAACCAGCUGGGAAAUCGUGUCGCUUUCGUUAUGAGAGCGAAGGUCGGCACAGUGGCUCAAUUUUUGGUGUAAAUUCAACCAAAGACAAACAAACCUAUCCAACCAUCGAAGUUGGUAAUGUCACCGGAAAGAUUGGUAUACGCAUAACUUGCGUUACGAACAAUGAUAAUGGCACACCGAAGCAGCACCCACACAAGUUAACAACGAAAGAAGUGUUAGAAAGCGGAGCAGUUUUACUGAAACACAAUGUCACGCAAAGGAAAAAGAUUGAAGUUAAGGACGUCGGAAUUGUGUUUGUUAAAAAGCAACGUAUUCAUGACUCAUUAAAACAACGGAAGAGUAUGAAUAUCGAUCCAACGAAAGGUGGUUGGGAUUACAUUGAAAGACCGCAUCUCUUCGAUUUACACUGUGUGCGCAUGUGUUUCGAAGCCUUUCUUUACACUAGUAACGGAAAUGCAACGGAGCAAGUCAGCUGUAUACCGAUCGGGUAUGUCCUUUCAGAUCCAAUUAUGGAUAAAAAAUCCAAUGGUUCAUUGAAAAUCAUAGAAAUGAAUCAAACAUCGUCCGUAUCGGGUGGUGAAAGGAUAUUUAUCUUCUGCGACAAAGUAAAACGUGAAGAUAUCUCCGUUUUAUUCUAUGAAGAAAAUGCCGAUCGGCAAAUCAUCUGGAAAGAAGAGAUUAACUACAAAAACUCCGAAUCAUUGCGGGUUCACCAUCAAUAUGGAAUUGCACUUCGAACACCAAGCUACAAUGAGCACGACAUUCAAGAGCCACGCAAAGUGUUUGUUCAGCUGAUUCGACCAUCGGAUAGUGAAGUCAGCGAACCAAUCCCGUUUACAUACCUACCCAAUGCACAUAGUAUUCAAUUACAGCGCAAAAAGCAAACAAAAGUAAAUGAAUCUGUGAAAAAAUCACUGAGUUCGAGGGGAGUACCAUUGAAAAAAGCGGAAAAGCCAAAAUUUAUACCAAACAUUCUGGACGAAAAUAUUUUGCCCAAAGCGAAUAGGACUAACUCGAUGGAACGACCAUUAAAUCCACCGAAACUUAUCAAUUUGGGUGAAGACGACAAAGAGAAUGGUCACAUGAACAAUCAAGCACAAAAUGGGUACCAAACAUCGAUUCAACCGCACUAUCAACACCAAAUGACCAACACAAACUCAUAUGAUGUACAAUACAAUUUUCCAUGUGGCACAUACUCCAAUUCAAACUAUCCAUCGUACUAUUAUACGCCAUAUGCCCAGCAUCAGAAUGCCAAUGGCUUUUUUGGUGAGCCAUCGAUUGCACAAGCAUCAUGCAAUCCACAGCCGAUAUUACAACCAACUAUGUCUCAACAGCCGUCUCAAUCAAAUGGCCAACAGCACGACGGAUACAUGAAUCGAGUGAUGAAUCCAAUUGAAAACCAUUCCACAAAUUCGGCCAUAAAUUGCAUACCAUUCACCUACAACAAUGAUAAUAGCAUGGAUUCUAAUAAAACCGUCGAAAAUUUUGCCACCAAUGCCCCCACAAUAAACGAUAAUGCCGAAGAAAAAGAUACAAAUUAUUCCGAUUUGGUACAUGGCACAGAUACAUCCGAGCUGAUCAAAUUGUGUUUGAACGAAGACAGUAAUGUGAGCGACAUCGAUGGCAUUGGAAUGAGUUUUGAUAGCAUUAAACUAUAA
Sitodiplosis mosellana (orange wheat blossom midge) is the source of this 1695-nucleotide messenger RNA. RefSeq names its product dorsal-related immunity factor Dif-like. Gene Ontology annotation, molecular function: DNA-binding transcription factor activity; DNA binding. NCBI's taxonomy places the organism in Eukaryota, Metazoa, Arthropoda, Insecta, Diptera, Cecidomyiidae. Gene Ontology annotation, biological process: response to cytokine; innate immune response; inflammatory response. The transcript is spliced from 5 exons. Gene Ontology annotation, cellular component: cytoplasm. The record is from RefSeq and is a predicted model, not a curated record. The coding region runs from base 1 to 1695 and encodes 564 amino acids.